GGAACGGGAAGAAGACGCGAUGUCGUCCCAAAAUGGCCGAAAUUGCGCACUGACAAAAUGUGAUAUAAUUGAAGAUAAAAAAAAUUAGCACAGGAUGAAAUCGAAGUUUGAUUAAUGUAUUUGAUUGACAAGUACAAGAGAAUCAAAUAGACGAGAUUAUACAUACAUGGUGGAGGCUGCGAAAUUAUGACAGCACGGAGGAAUGAACGUGUCAUAUUGCCGAUGUAGAAAAUGUAUUGGGCGAAGUAUGGUUUUACGAGGAGUUCGAGAGGACCGGACGGCCUGGAGGAAGGUAUUGUGGUGCAGUGUACAAUCUUUACAAGCUUAUAAAGCGACUGUAAACCGAUAUUGGGUGGAUUUCGAUAAAUCUCACAAAUACGCCCACUCAGGAGAUACAGACGCGCGAUGCCGGCCUCGAAUCAAUCUGUUGCGACCUGUCUUUUCGAAAGGAGUUCCGUGAGUUUGCUACAAAGUAUGAUUGGAUAAUAUUUAAUUUACCGUGAAGUUUCAAAACGCCACUGGCAUGGCUUUUACACUGAGAUGGUUUCUAUUAUUACACGUGAGUUUCUGCGCAGCAUGGAUGGACGAGAGACCUGUUCUGGAGUCUCAAGAUGGACAUCUCGUGAUCUCAAGCGCAAAGGACAGAAAUAUCACCCUGAAGAUAAUAGGGGGCGGUCACGUGAAUGUCAAUGAGAUCAAUCUGCUUCACGUAGCGUCAGCGGCGCAAAAUGCGACGCGGGUCAUUGACAGAUGGCGGAUGGGAUACUUGGCCGAGAUGGAGAGCUCUCUUCACCAGCUAAUGACUGUAGUGACAGGCCCUACAGGUUUACAGGGAAGAGUCACCCAGCUCGAGAGGAGCAUCGACGUGAACGGCACGAUUCGCGCAGGAAACAGAUCACGUAUAUAUCCGAAUGUAAAUCCGAAUUUGUUGCCGCUUAGAACUAGAAACACCAUUCGCCGUAUCAGCAUACGACUUAAAGUAUUAGAAGAUUCAUUGAGAGCUAUGCAAACGCUGCUUCGAGAAAAUGAGUGUCAGAGUGAUCCUUGUCAAAACGGCGGUACAUGCGAGGAUCUCUAUGACGGCUAUCAAUGUCAUUGCCCAUCAAAUUGGGAGGGCCCGAAUUGUAUGACGGACGUCAAUGAAUGCUUAAAACUUCUUGGCACAGAACUUGGAUGUCAAAAUGGAGUAUGCCGUAAUUUGCCUGGAUCUUAUCGGUGCGACUGCUUGGCGGGAUGGUUCGGUCUUCAUUGCACCCAGAAGACGUCGAUUUGCAAUACGGAGAAUUCCGAGGCGCUUUGCGGUGAACACGGUGUCUGCAUCGCCAAAAGUGGCUCUCAACUAGGCUACACAUGCAUAUGCGAUCAAGGAUGGGAGAGCGAUGGCACGAGCCCAGCUUGCACCAAAGAUGUAGAUGAAUGCGCGGCAUACCAUCCACCGUGCUCCGUAAAUCCACCAGUAUCUUGUCAAAAUACUCGUGGCUCAUUCACCUGCGGCGCCUGUCCGCACGGUUACAGUGGAAAUGGCUAUUAUUGCACUGACAUUGACGAGUGUCUGAUUAACAACGGCGGUUGCAGUAUCUCGCCUUACGUGCAAUGCAUAAAUACAAUGGGCUCUAGAGUAUGCGGCCCCUGUCCCUCGGGAUAUCGCGGCGACGGAGUUAGUUGCAUUUUCGUCGGUGGUUGCGCCAUCAACAACGGCGGAUGUCAUCCAUUAGCCACGUGUAGCGAAAAUCCGUCGCUCACAAGUUCUUACGUGCUAUGCCGUUGUCCGCUAGGUUACAUAGGUAAUGGAAUGGGACCAAACGGCUGUCAAUUAACUGAUGUAUCAGUUAAUACAGCGUGUUCCAGCAACCCUUGUGUUCAUGGCGCAUGUGUGCCAAACGGCGCAAAUGGCUUCACUUGCACAUGCAAUCCGGGAUAUUCAGGGAUUACGUGUAACAUAGCGGCCGAUCCAUGCUUGCCAAAUCCUUGCCGAAACAAUGGCAUUUGCGUCGUAUUAAACGGACAAGCAACUUGUCAGUGUACAUCUAGCUUUACGGGAAAUAGAUGCGAGACGCCACGGCAAUCGUGCGGCGGUGUAUCACGAAAUUUUAUGGGAACACUUCAGUACCCUAUGGGCGGUAGCACUUACCAGCACGGAUUGAGCUGCGCCUGGGUGUUAAUCACAGAACCUUCGAAAGUUCUCAACAUCACCUUCACGGCUUUCAAUCUCGAACAGUCCACGGAUUGCAAGUUUGACUUCCUACAGAUUCACGACGGCAAGAACGCUGGAAGCCAAAUGAUCAAUAGAUUUUGCGGUCCCGCAUUGCCUAAUGGAAACGGAAAUAUCAUCUCGUCUCAUAAUAGUCUCUACUUGUGGUUCCACUCGGACAGCACUAUAUCUCACGACGGAUUUACUUUCCAUUGGAAUAGCAUCGAUCCUGUUUGCGGAGCCGUUUUAGAGGAUAAUUACGGUACUAUCACGUCUCCGGGCUCGCCAGGCAGAUAUCCCCCCAAUAGGGAUUGCUACUGGAGGAUCUCCGUUACACCCUCGAAAAGGAUUCAGUUUCAUUUCGGUCAGCUGAUGCUCGAGGAAAAUUGCGAAGCCGACUACGUGGAGAUAAAAGGUAUGGAGGAAGAACGUUUAGGACUUUACUGCAAUCACACUCGUCCCCCGCCUCUGAUUACACCCAGUUCUGAAGCGACUGUUCAUUUUCAUUCUGAUGCUACUGGUCAAGACUCCGGCUUUCAGAUUCAUUAUUCGACGGUUGAAGGCACUCCCGGUUGCGGUGGGGUUUAUACAAGUGAAACUGGAAUGAUAAGUUCGCCCGGCCACUCGGGAUCGUCUUAUCAAUCGAAUGUGGAAUGUGAGUGGAAGAUACAACUGCCAGCAGGCGCACGAAUCAGAGCCACGUGGUUGCGAUUUAAUCUCGAACCAUCUUCCAGCUGUCAAUUUGACUUUGUCGAGAUUUACGAUGGACCUAACAGACUUUCGCAGCUACUCGGUAGAUACUGCGGAUCGGAUAUGCCGCCGGCGAUUAAGUCGAACUCAAACACUUUGGUCGUGGUCUUUAAAUCUGAUUGGUCUUACGAAAUGGAAGGUUUCACACUGUCUUAUGAGACUUUAUGCGGCGGCGAAUUCCACGAGGAAACGGGAAUUCUCACGUCACCCUUCUAUCCAAGCGUUUAUCACGGCUCGAAAACGUGUAUUUACGAGAUUAUACAACCGACAAAUAAAGGAAUCGUAUUGACCAUAGAAGAUUUGGACAUCGAAGGUAGAGAUCCGCCGAAUUGUUACUACGAUUACGUCGAGAUUUACGAUGGUGAUAACGAAAAUGCAACGAAGCUAGCUACGUUAUGCGGCGAGGAAGAUCACAUUCCAAACACUCCUUACUAUUCAACGCAUAAUUACAUGUACAUCAAAUUUACAACUGACAACAGUGUCGAGGGUCGAGGCUUCAAAGUUAAUUAUACGACCAUUGAUCGCAGAUGCGGCGGAUUGUUCAAAGAAUCAACUGGAGUGAUUCAGCCCCCUGUUGAAAAUGGACGUUAUGCCGAUAACGAACAAUGUAUUUGGACCAUUCAAGCACCGCCAGGAUACAUAAUACAACUCACUUGGUUGUCGUUUAAUUUGGAAUCUCAUACUAAUUGCAUUCAUGAUUACGUCAAGCUUUAUGAAAUUUACACUUCACCUGAUGAAAAUAUAAUAGCCACAUAUUGUGGUAGUAAUAAACCACCCGACCUCAUGACGCAGGAACGUACACUUACCAUAAUUUUCCGCACUGACUCGAGUAUUUCGCACGAUGGAUUUGCCGCCACAUAUGUUUUCGUGGACGUGAGCAAAGUCUGUGGCGGUCAUUAUUCGAAAUCAAAUGGUGUUAUUAGAUCGCCAAAUUAUCCUGAUAAUUAUCCGAGUGAGAAAGAUUGCACUUGGAUUAUUGAAGCGCAGAACAGGCACAGAAUUAUACUUACGGUCAAUCACUUUGAAUUGGAAAAACAUUUAAAUUGCGCAUUUGACUAUGUAGAAAUCAGAAAUGGUGGAUAUAAUUCUUCACCGUUGGUCGGCAAAUACUGCUCAGAAAUACCCAGUGAAAUACCAAGUCAAACCAAUCAAAUGUACAUUAGAUUCGUCUCGGACUUCUCGAGAUCGUUCCAAGGCUUUGAGAUACAAUGGGACAGUACUACGGAAGGAUGUGGUGGUAUGAUGACAACAGUCACCGGAGAUAUCAUGUCUCCAAAUUUUCCCCAACCUUAUUCAUCAAACGCGGAUUGUUACUGGAAGAUAGCCGUAGCAGCAGGUAGUUUAGUGCAAGUCGUAAUAGUCGAUCUCGAUCUCGAGAAUCACAUCAGAUGUCGAUUUGACUUCAUCGAAAUAUUUGAUGGUAUCAGUCACCGCACAAAUGGAAGACGUUACUGCGGUACCACGUAUCCCAAAAUUAUUCAAUCUACAUCUAAUCAAAUGACCAUUCGAUUUCGCAGCGACUACAGUUAUUCUACCCGCGGUUUCCAUCUGAAGUACGAAACACAAUGUCACAAUAAGCUACACGGCUACUACGGUGUGAUAGAAUCACCGAAUUUUCCUAAUAAAUACGAGCACUUGAUAAACUGUACUUGGACAAUUGAGGCUCCACUUGGCAACACGAUCAAUUUGACUUUCACACAUUUCGAUCUCGAAGGAGGCACAUUUUCGCAGGCUUGCUCAUUUGACUAUCUACUGAUUAUGGAAGGCGACGACGACACUCCCAAUACCGAGUUAGGUCGAUUCUGCGGGAAUGAGUUUCCAUCGAAAAUUAAUUCGACCCAGCAUCAAGUGUUCAUAACAUUUGUCACGGACUCCUUUAUCGCCUAUAAUGGCUUCCGACUCGAAUGGAUGGUGCACGGUUGCGGUGGACAAUUGAAUAAACCGUACGAUUCAUUCACAUCACCUGGGUAUCCAUCUGCUUAUCCGUCGAAUAUCGUCUGCGAAUGGCUGAUCGAAGUGGAUUACAUGCACAGCAUCGAACUCACUUUUCACGAAGUGAACACCGAAAAAAAUAAAGGCUGUAUCUUCGACAAGAUUCAGAUUUACAGUGGCGAAGACGCGGAUGCGCCAAAAUUGACCGAGCUUUGCUACUCGGAAAAGCCGGUAAUCUACACCAGUCCUGGGAACAGAAUGUUCGUAAAAUUCCAGGCGGAUGUAUCUUACGCUGGUCGAGGAUUUAACGCUAGUUACAGAAGCGUUCCUAUUCAUUGCGGCGGUAAAUUUACAACCGACUCGGGGAUUAUUCAUUCGGCCAAUUAUCCGCAGAACUAUCCGAGUGGUCAGAAUUGCGAGUGGCUGAUAGAAGUCGACAGAAAUCACCUUGUAAAUCUCACAUUCCUGGACUUUGAUAUGGAGAACAGUAGAAAUUGCACUGAUGAUUACGUUAAGAUCUUUGACGGGUCAACAAAGGAUGAUCCCUUGCUAGGAACGCAAUGUGGCAAUCAAUUACCACCGCCAUACAUUUCGACUAGUAAUCAAAUGUUAGUAACCAUGCGAACAGAUACGAUGAUUUCAGCCAAAGGUUUUAAAGCUCAAUAUGUUAGAGCCUGCGGUGCUCGCAUAAUUGUGAAGGAUCACGGUUUUAUUUCACCCUCGAAUGGACAUACUGACGUACACGAAAGCCUUAAUUGCACCUGGACGUUGAUAGCUGAAAAUCCAGAUGACCACGUAACUGUUACUUUCACGCAUAUGGAGAUCGAUCCGGUCGGAUUUGGCGACAUAGAAGGCUCCUUAGGUUCCUGUUUUUGGGACUACAUCCAGGUAUUCGAGGGUGAGAGCGUAGAUGGACCGGUUUUGGGGAAAUGGUGCAACAAUAUUACGCCGCCGUCGAUUACGAGCACCGGAAGUGCACUCACGCUGCAUUUAUUCGUGCGUUAUGAAUUUACAGGUCAUUUCGUCGCCAGUUAUUCCGCUCUGAAUACAGCAUGUGGCGGAACCUACACUUCCGUCCAAGGCAUAAUUACAUCGCCGGGUUAUCCAAACAGCUAUCCAUUGAACGCGGAAUGCGUUUGGAUAUUGAAUUUAUCCCCCGGCAACAAGAUCACUCUCUCGUUCUCCGAGUUUGACAUCGAAUCAAGUGAAAAUUGCGAUCUGGAUUACCUCGAGAUACGAGAGGACAGCGGAAUUGGAAAGCUCAUUAGCAUUUCCUGCGGCAAAGACAUCACGGCAAUUACGGCCUCCAACAAACUGUGGAUUAAGUUCAAGAGCGACGAUUCCGGCACCGCCAAAGGUUUCGUGGGCGAGUAUAAUUUUAUCGGAGGAAAUGAACUCGAGGGACCUACAGGACGUAUUACUUCACCUUUAUAUCCGAUGCCUUAUAGACGUGCAGCUACCUUCUCUUGGCGCAUCACCGUCGAAAUGAAUUCGAUCAUACGCAUUGAAUUUACAGAUUUACUGAGUGAAAAUAUCGGCGAAUUGUGUAUAUCUAACAUUAAAAUAUAUGAUGGAUAUGAUAACGAAGCACCAAUGCUAUUAGAAAUAUGCGGCUAUACUCUGCCAGAUGCAAUACAGUCAUCAAGCAACGUGGUUUACAUUACGAUGACAACUAAUUAUCUCAGACAGGGAAGUUGGUUUGAUCUCACAUGGCUUCAAAUACCAAGAGAAACUUCUGAAAAUAAUCAGGAGAUCAAAUUGUCAGAUGCAUGCAGUAAGGAAGUAGCUCUGAUAGGUGAGCGCAACAACACGUAUACCUUCAGCUCUCCCGGCUGGCCGUACGGCUAUGCUAGCAAUCUGCAUUGCAGUUGGAUCUUCACAUCGCCUCCCGGAACACAUUUGGUGCUGAGAAUACUAGCUAUGAACUUGGAAGAAACCAAUGAUUGCAUAGCGGAUUCGGUUUCCGUAUAUUCGGGAUACGCACUGACAUCGACACCGAGCAAUGCUGAUCUGUUAAGUAGAUUAUGUUUGGCAAAUUCCACUUGGGCACAAAUCAAAGGGACUAAUGUGAUGACAGUGAAAUUCGAUUCGGAUGGAUUUAUUAACAAAACCGGCUUCAGCGCAUAUGUGUAUCGAGAUUGCGGAGGUAACCUGACCGGUCCCAAUGGCGUGAUUGAAUAUGAUAAUUCCACUUCUACAAGAGCGAUUCGCACGUGGCGUUUCAAUUGCGAAUGGAUUGUGACAGUGAAAACCGGCAGAACAAUUAAAGUUCAGAUUACCGAUAUGUCAAUACAAGAAAUGCCUGAUCAUUCAUGCGGCAAUAAUUAUUUGUUGCUGAAAAAUGGAGAUGGAAUUCUUUCACCUCUGUUAGGCAAUGGAAAAUAUUGUGGUAGUGUAGUACCACCAGAAUUAGAAACCACUGGGAAUCGUCUUUAUGUUAAAGUUGCUGCCAUGGGUUAUCAAUAUCGUUUUAAACUCACUUACAGAGAAGUAAGUAUGAACUGUAGCGGUCAGUUUGUCUUCUCAAGCAAACAGAAAAGAUGGGAAAUAUCAUCCCCCAACUAUCCAAACAUCCCUCCAAACUAUGCCGAAUGUACUUGGACAGCUAUUGCUCCUGCUGGUGAAAGGCUUUCAAUCCAUUUCUUGGAGAGAUUUGAUUUAAGUUAUUCUGAAAACUGCAAGAGAGAAUAUAUUGAAAUAAGAGAUGGCGGAACUGAUGGUUCAAGGUUCAUGGGAAGAUAUUGCAAGGACGUUGCACCCAGCAGUAUGACUACUACUGGCAACAUGAUAUAUAUUUACUAUUACACGGAUUUACCAGAACCUAAAAAUGGCUUUAAAGCUGCAAUUAUCUCAGGAGAGAUCUGUGGUGGAAUUUUACGCAGUAGUAGUGGUGUUAUCUCAUCUCCGAAUUAUCCGAAUUUCUAUCCUACAAAUCAGACUUGUUCCUGGUUGAUAGUAGCACCGACGGAUCAUAUCAUAAAAUUAGAAUUCCGCGACCUACAGUUUCCUGGUUUUCAUCGGUGUGAUUCGACCGAUCACGUGAAAAUUGCAGAAAAACUUCCAGAAAAUGAUACAAUUUCAGACAUUGGAACUUUCUGCGGUCUUAUAAAACCGGAUGUAAUUGAGACGUCAACAAACGAAGCAUACGUUUAUUUCAAGAGCGAUAAUAGGGAGUACCUAGGUUACAGAGGGUUCAGUUUAAACUUUACUGUUAGUCGAGAAACAUGCGGUGGUUUAUUAACUGCAAUGAGUGGAGUAAUUAAGUCACCCGGAUAUCCUAAUCCACGUACACGACCCAGACAUUGUAAUUGGCGAAUUGAAUUACCGCUGGGUUAUCAAGUGGUGAUAAACAUUAUGGAUAUAGACAUUGUUGACGAUGUCCAGGUGCAUUAUGGGCUCUCGUUUUACAACGAUUUUGGUUUUAAUUCCAAGAUCAUAGGCUUGGGACAGAGUGCUACUAGUACAGAAGAGAUAAGGAGCUCUAGUAAUACUAUGAUUAUCAGUUAUUGGUCUUCCACCGGGCACCGAGGUUUCAAACUUCGAUAUACGGCUCAAGCGCCAGCCCCUUGUGGUGGACAUCUGAGACAACUUGAAGGCAAUAUAACGACUCCUACAAGUCUGCCGUUUAAUCAAACUUCAUUUGUCUGCUACUGGAAAUUGGAACCACCCGAAAACAUGAUCGGUUCUAUUUAUGACAACCGUAUGACAUUGUCAAUAAAAAUCAUGGGCUACUUGAGCAGAUCUGACAAUGUGUCUAUUAUUAGAAGAGACUGCAUCUAUCCUAUAUACGUUGAACUGGAGGAUUUUGGAAGGAAAUGCGGGAAUAUAACGACACCAAUAUAUUUAAGAAGCCCGAAAAUGAUCAACAGGUUGACGAUAAUGAACGCUACUCGUGGAGAAGUUAUGAAUUUUAAUAUGCAAUAUCAAUGGCAAGCUUGCGGUGGUGUUUUGGGUGGUCCAGUUCACACUAUCAAACCGCCGAAGAAUAUUUCUUAUCCGAUAAACUGUGUGUGGCAUCUGGAUUAUCCCGAUGGUGAAAUGAUCAAAUUAACUUUCACCAAACUUCAAUUGGAAAACAAUUGCGACCAGAACUAUCUCAUUGUCAAAAAUGGCAAAGCAUCUGCGCCGCAAAUGGCAAAGCAUUGCUUGCAUGCUGAGAGCCAGCUUGAGAAAUAUAAUAUAAACAGCAUAUCGAAUCACCUGUGGAUAGAAUAUUACGCCUCGCAUAAUCAAAGCGAUUUUGAGAUUCAUGCGGAGCCUUUUAACAGAGGAUGUGGCGGAUCAUUACGCGGUCGCAGUCGCGAAAUUACAUCGCCCGAAUUUCCCAAACAAUAUCCGAACAACGGUGAGUGUACCUGGGAAAUAAUUGGCGACAAUGGAUAUCAUAUAGGUCUAACUUUCAUCGAUCGUUUCAACCUGGAGACUAGUCCUAAUUGCGAGAAAGAUUAUGUGCAGCUAUUCGAUUGGAUCGUAACAGACGGAAAUAACGACAGUGGAGAAUGGAAGAGUCUCGGCAAGGUUUGCGGCAGAAAUACACCUGCGCCCUUUAAUUCGACGUCGAACCGGAUGAAGGUGAUCUUUCAUUCAAACGAGGCAGUACAAUCGGACGGUUUCCGCGCCGUCUGGGACGAGAAUUGCGGCGGUGUUUUCAAAGCGACCGAGAAGGUUAACAUCAUCCAAUCGCCGUUGUAUCCAAACCUGUAUCCGUCCAACGCGUUCUGCAAUUACACCAUCGUCGCCCCAGACGAGGACAUUAUCGUCGAGUUCACUGACUUUCAACUCGAGCGCGGUCACAGUGACUGCCGCUUCGACAAUGUCACGGUCAUAUCGAAAAUUCAAUACGUGAUAGGACAUGAGGAAAAUGUCGAGGUUUAUUGCGGUAACAAUAAACCGCCACUCUCGAAGACUGUCUCACCUGUACAGAUCAUCUUCAUCACAGAUAGAUAUGCGCAGCGAAGUGGUUUCCAAUUUAAAUAUUUCCUUAACAAAUGCGGUGGCAUAAUUACACACCCCACCGAACUCAAACCUUUGAUGCGUGGAGAGGAAUAUUUUGGACGUAUGAAUUGCACUUGGAUCAUUAAAGCGCCGGAAGGAAAGAGCGUGCUUGUACGAUUCGAGAAGUUCAUCCUCGAGUUCAGCUCAAGCUGUUACUUCGACAAUGUUGCCGUUUACGAGGGUGCUUUAAUUAAGGCUGAUAAACGGCUAGCUCUGGUUUGUGGAAACUUGACUGAGCAUUUACCAACAUUUAAAUCCGAAUCCAAUUCCAUGGUCGUCAAUUUUAAUGCCGAUAGCUCGAGGCACUUCGCAGGUUUUACGGCCAAAGUAUUGUUCACAACAAGUCCAGUUGAUGGUUGCGGACAAUAUAUCAAUAUGACCUCGAUUCAAUCCAAAUCGUUUAAAACUCAGCAGACGGCAACUUAUCAAUCAUUUGAAGAGUGUCAUUGGACUGUGGUUACUACGCCGGGAAAAAAUAUUAGAUUUACUAUUAAUAGUAUGGAUAUCAAGAAUUCGACUAGUAACUCCACUUCCAUCAAGCAAGAUGAUAGAUGCAACGGUGAUUACCUCGAGAUUCGAGAUGGUGCUGGAUUGUAUGCCAAACUUCUCGGUCAAUUUUGUGGAAAUGUACCGCCACCACUUCCUGUAAUAUCCACUUCAAACUCCCUGUGGAUUAGAUUUUAUACUGACGGAACUAAUGAAGGUGCAGGUGCAACAGCCACCUUAGAUGUUGUCAAUUCAUUGUGUGGCGCAACUAAUCGAAUAGUAAACAGCACAGUACAAAUACUCACUUCUCCAAAUUAUCCAGAUACGCAUACAGCUGGAAUACAAUGUCAGUGGAUCUUACGAUCUCCUGAUAGGUAUAGUGACAGACAACGAAUUCGAUUUAUAGAUUUUGAUAUGACAGACUCGAGCAAGUGCGAGAAUGAGUAUUUAGAAAUUGCUGAGCAGGGGAAAUAUAUAAACGAAGGCUUCGGAACAGACUUUAUUUUUAGUGGUGUAAAAAAACACCAGGUAACCGUUGAGAUGGGUAGCCUUAUACCUUCCUCUUCGUACAAAUAUUGCGGCAGCGCUUUGCCACACGAUUAUUAUGGUUACGGCGACAGCGUGCAAAUAACUUUUAAAUCGAUGUCGAAUAACCACAAAGGCUUUAAGUUCGAAUACAGUACAGCGAACUGCGAUCGGAAUUACACGAGUGAACAAGGACGUAUCUUUCAUCAGGGAUUUACUAACUGUUGGAUCACCAUCACAGCUCCAGCAAAUCAUACUAUUUCCUUGUACUUUAAUCAAUUUAGCGUUUACGAUAUAGAACAUUGCACGCAAAACGCAGUACAGAUUCAUGACGGAAACUCCAGCGGACCGCUCAUAACGACACUUUGCAGCACAACGACACCAAGUCCGAUUUUCAGCAGCGGCAACAAACUCACUCUGCACUCCUGGACCGAGGGUGCCAAUUCUUAUCAAAGCUACGACAUAAUUUACACGACCACGAGUGCAGGUCGUGGUUGCGGCGGUCGGAUAUUUAAUUACGGCGGCAGAUUCACCUCGCCCUUGUACCCCAAUGUAUAUCGCAACAACACCGUAUGCACUUGGGAUGUAAGCGUGCCACGAGGCUUCAAGAUCAUUCUUCAGUUCCUGGUCUUCGACAUCGGAACGAGGAAGAAUUGUGACAAUAACAAUGUCAAAGUUUACGAUGUCGUUCCUAGUGGUGAACUGUUACAAACCACUUAUUGCGGCGGAGAUGAUCCUGCGAGAUUGGAAAUUGAUACUGAUCGAAUUCUCGUGAAAUACACUUCGACAGUGAACAAUAUUGGAACGGGAUGGGUUAUUGCAUUUAUGGCACAAUCUACUGAUCAUCCCGUCGAUUUAAUGGAUAGUAACUGGUGAGAAAAGUAUCAAGAGAGACUGUAAAAAGUGAUGUUUAUAAAUUUAAAAUUUAAUAGCAGACUUUUCGAAUUUACGUAUAAUUAGAUAUAAAUAAGUAAAAUAAAUAAUGAUAUCGUGCGCGAUAUCAUUUGAGACGAUUAAAUUGAUAUAAUGCGAUAAAGUUAAUAUAUAGUAUAUGAGUAAUCUUUAUUGUUCGACAUUUUAAAAUCUUUUCUAGUAUAUCAAAAUGUUAUUCCUCCAAUCUUGUACAGUCUUCGUUUUGAGCUAGACAUUUUUCUUCGUUUUCUAUCUCGCUUUUUUCCACGGUGUCCUCUUCAUUUAAAUUUUCAACUUUAUUUACGCUUUCUUCUUCUUCAAUAGGACUUGCCGCUUGUUCCUCUUCAGUUUCCUCUUUCUCUUGCACUGUUUCCCGCUCUUUCUUAUUUUUCUUACUUAUCUUCGGUGUUUUUUGAGCCUCUCUUUUCUGCUUCUCCUUGGUCUUGCGCACAUUUUUUUCCAACUCGGAAUCUUCAGAUGGCAAAUCGGUUUCUAAUUCUUCCUUGGUUGUUUCGGACCCUAGUUUUUUAGAUUUUUCUUGCUUUUUUCUGUCAUUUUUUGUUUUCUUAUUUUUUUUAUCAAUAACGUCUUGAACAUUUUCAGAAUGUUCUGAUUUGGAGCGCUUUAUCCUCUUCUUAUUUUGAACCUCAGCAUUCGCAUCAUCUUUAACAUUUUCUAUUGCGUCGAUAUUUUUCGAUUUCUUAUUCUUUCCUUCCUUCCUUUUCUCUGACUUUUGGCGAAUCUCAGAAUUCUGAGAAGCCUCGAAUUGCUUCUUAGAUUCUUUAGAUUGAUCUUUGUUGCUAUUAUCUUUCUUAUUUCGUAUUUCCGUUUUCGUUUUAUCUUUCGCUUUAUUUUCGGAAUUUCUAUUUUCUCUCUCGCUUGUCACUUUAAUAUUUUCCUCACGUUUGUUUCGCUUGUUCUUCGAUUUCUGCUCAGAAUUCUUUGCCUCUGAAUAUUUUUCAGAAGGAGUUUCGACAUUUUGUUCCGACGAACUGCUCUUUCUUUUUUUCGUGCUCUUAUCGAACUGUUCUUUAUCGUGUUUGUCAUUUUUCUCGAUUGAUGCUUAUCUCUAAGAAAAGAGAAUCAUUCAUAAAUAACAUAGAACCAUAUUAAUAAUAUUGACAAAAAAUUGUAGUUUUAAAGAUAUUAAUUUAUAUUUUUAUUUGUUUAUUGAGAGAUCCAAAUAUAAUCUUUCUAAUUCUAAACUUUUUAGUCCAACUUAAUAUGGCAUAAAAUAAAGAUGCUAAAUGAAUGAUAAAAAUA
Molecule: messenger RNA, 13054 nt
Organism: Nylanderia fulva
Lineage: Eukaryota; Metazoa; Arthropoda; Insecta; Hymenoptera; Formicidae
Gene: Cubn
Product: Cubilin
Molecular function (GO): calcium ion binding
Source: RefSeq, a predicted model, not a curated record